CCUUCCCACUCCAUUCCUCGAGCUAACCUCACUUAGAGAUGAACCGUCGAUAGGUGAUGUCGAUGUGUUUAGUUACUUAAUGAAUAUGACUUAAACCGGGCGGCCUUAAUUGAUUUGUUCUCGUGCCUUUGAUAGUACUUAAGCCAUGGAUUCAAGUAAAAAAUACGACCGCCCAUCUCCCGAAGAGACAGCGAAUCCUCUUUCGAAACUGUUCUUUGCCUGGACGUUGCCGUUUUUCAAAUACGGCUACUCGAAUGACUUGCAACUCAAAGAUUUGUACAAUUGUGCUAAAUAUGACCUUUCGGGCAAGUUAGGAGAUGACAUCGAACGAAAUUGGCUUCUCGAAGUCAAAUCCUCGUUGAAAAACAAUAAAAAGCCCAGCUUGCUUCGAACCAUACGCCAGACUUUCAUAACUCCAUACUCACUCACGGGAGUCAUUCUCUGUUUGCAAUGUGCAGUAUUGAAAAUGUUUCAGCCUAUAGUAUUAGCAUGGUAUAUUAAUUAUUACGGGGUUAAUUACAAUGACCGGUCGUCCGGUACGGGGUGGGGCCUUGCCACUGGUGUUAUCCUAUUAGCGUUUGUCAACAUCAUGAUUAUCCAUCACUGUAAUUUGUAUUCGCAAAGAAUCGGAAUGCGGAGUCGGAUAGCCACAUGCUCACUCAUUUACAGAAAAUUACUCAGACUGAACCGGACCUCAUUGGGGCAAGUAGCAGUCGGAAAAUUAGUAAAUUUGCUAUCAAACGACGUACAAAGAUUCGAUAUUACUUCAACUUUCCUCCAUUAUAUUUGGAUCAUGCCUAUACAAGCAAUCAUUGCCUUUUACGUAAUGUACCGAAGUGUCGGGCUUGCCGCCCUGUCCGGCCUCGGUGCUAUAACCCUCCAAGCCGUCUUCUUGCAAGGCUACUUGAGCCGACUUCAGGGGAUUUACCGAAUGCAAAUAGCACAAAAAACCGACAAUCGAGUCAAACUCAUGAACGAGAUAACAGCCGGCAUACAAGUCAUCAAAAUGUACGCUUGGGAAAAACCCUUCGAAAAAGUCGUAGCCUUAGCCAGAAAAUACGAAAUCAACAUCGUGGCCAAAACCUCCUACAUUCGGGGUUUUUCAAUCGCGUUGAUGGUCUUCACAGAACGCACAGCUUCGUACUUAACCCUCAUCACUUUCGUACUUAUGGGCAACGUAUUGAGCGCAGAUGUGGUUUUUUCCGUUGCCCAACUUUUCAACACCGUUCAACUCUACAUGUGUAUAUUAUAUCCUCUGGGCAUUUCGACUUUUGCCGAAGCCAAAACUUCAGUCAAGCGAAUUGAGGAGUUCCUGCUCCUUGAAGAGAAUGAAACUGGGGCCGACUUAUCGGUAACACAAUCCGAAAAAAAUGGUUCUAUCAGACUAGAUAAAGUAAACGCCAGUUGGACUCCUAACCCCAUUGUGCACACUCUCAUGGAUCUGAAUAUCGAGAUCAAUCCUGGGACUUUAUGCUGCGUUGUAGGGCCGGUAGGUGCGGGCAAAAGCUCACUUUUGCAACUCCUCCUCAAGGAAUUACCGGCGAACUCAGGUCGCGUUAGUCUCACCGGAAAUAUAUCCUAUGCCUCGCAAGAGCCUUGGCUUUUCGUGUCCUCGGUCCGUAAUAACAUUCUUUUCGGACAACAAUACUUGAAAAACCGCUACAAGGACGUGGUCAAAGUUUGUGCUUUAGAAACCGAUUUCGAACAAUUUCCACACGGCGAUAAGACUCUAGUAGGUGAGAGGGGAACCUCCCUUAGUGGAGGCCAAAGAGCGAGGGUUAAUUUAGCCAGAGCUGUGUACAGAGACGCCGAUAUUUACCUCUUCGAUGACCCCCUCUCCGCCGUGGAUGCCCAUGUGGGCAAACACUUGUUCAACGAAUGCAUCGUGAAGUAUUUAAAAGACAAAACUCGAGUUUUGGUAACGCACCAAUUGCAGUUUUUGCGACAAGCUGACCUCAUCAUAGUUUUAAACAAUGGUCAAGUUGAGAAAAUCGGAACUUUUGCCGAACUUUCCGAAAAUGAACUGAACAAUCUAAAGUUGGAGCAACCUGAGGAAGUUGCCACCAAAGAACAAGAAAUGCAACAAAGACAGAGACUUAUGUCCAUUGCGUCACACAAUAGCACAGUUCCUGACGACGAUGACGAAAUUGAAGCACAGGAGACGGAAGAGUUGAUGGAAAAGGGCGCAAUCCCGACUUCCACUUACUUGGAUUAUUACAGAUCGGGCGGAAGUAUUGCAGUUUUGUUGUUUUUGGUCGUUUUAUUGAUUAUAGCACAGGCUAGUUGUAAUGCUUCCGAUCUUUGGUUGACUUAUUGGACAAAUUUGGAGCAAAAAUCACCGGCAAUUGUAAACGGAGAUUCAAACACCACAGAAAUGCCAUUUUCUGGUACUAAUGACACAAAUACAGAACCGCCAACUGAACUAAACACAACAGAAAUAAUAUCUACAGCACUACCACCAGUAUUUAAUUUGACAGAUCCAAACGAACCCCUCUCCCGAGCUACCUAUAUCUGGGUCUACUCGAUCCUUAUCCUCUUCUCCAUUAUUCUGACAACAAGCCGCUCACUCCUCUUCUUUAAAAUCUGUAUGAACGCAUCCAGACGUCUCCAUAACCUAAUGUUCAGUAAUGUUCUCCAAGCCCCGAUGCGAUUUUUCGAUACUAAUCCCUCUGGUCGUAUCUUAAACCGGUUCUCCAAAGACAUGGGGGCCAUGGAUGAACUCCUACCUCGCGCUACAAUUGAAGCGAUUCAAAUCUUUUUGGUCAUGUCGGGGAUUCUAUUAAUGGUUUUUAUUGUAACUCCGUGGAUGAUUGCUGUUGCUGUAGUUCUGGGUGGUCUGUUUUACUGGUUCAGAGUUAUCUAUCUCGCGACAGCACAAGAUGUUAAAAGACUGGAAGGAAUAACAAGAGCGCCGGUUUUCUCUCACGUGUCUGCUUCUUUGUACGGCCUUCCGACAAUAAGGGCAGCAAGUGCACAAAACAUGAUAAUAAAAGAAUUUGACUUAUUACAAGACCAACACACAGGGAGUUGGUUCAUGUUUAUUGCUUCCAGUGAGGCAUUCGGACUUUACCUCGAUAUAAUCAGUACAGUGUUUUUGGCAAUUGUGACGUAUCAGUUUCUUAUUUUUGACGAUGGAACAACCAAACGUGGAAACGUAGGUCUAGUCAUUUCUCAAAGCCUGAUUCUAACGGGGAUGUUACAAUACGGCGUCCGGCAAACAGCGGAAGUUGCCAGUAACAUGACUAGCGUUGAACGUAUUUUGCAAUACACUAAACUGGAUAAAGAAGGUCCUUUUGAAUCAUUACCCACUAAAAAACCAAGUCGGGAUUGGCCACAACAAGGCCGUGUCGUCUUCAAAAACGUGUAUCUGCGGUACAUCCCUAACGAUCCCCCAGUUUUGAAAAACCUCAGUUUCGAAAUACAACCAGGGGAAAAAGUCGGUAUCGUGGGGCGCACCGGCGCUGGCAAGUCAUCGUUAAUAUCCGCCCUUUUUCGCCUUACGAAAAUCGAAGGAGCCAUUGAAAUCGAUGGAGUCAACACUCAAUUCAUCGGUUUGAAUGACCUAAGGUCCAACAUUUCAAUCAUUCCUCAGGAGCCAGUUCUCUUCUCGAAUACAGUACGCUACAAUCUUGACCCAUUUGAAAAAUGUGAUGACAAGACUUUAUGGAAGGCUUUAGAAAACGUCGAACUCAAAAAUGCCAUAGACAGCUUAGACCAAAGAGUGAGCGAGGGAGGUUCCAAUUUUAGUGCCGGCCAACGCCAGCUUGUCUGUCUUGCCAGAGCUAUAGUCAGGAAUAACAAAGUGCUGGUUCUGGAUGAAGCAACCGCUAAUGUUGAUCCGGCAACUGAUGCUCUGAUCCAAACCAGUAUACGUAAAAAUUUCAAAGAGUGUACAGUCCUAACUAUAGCACAUCGAUUGAAUACUAUAAUGGACUCGGACAAGGUUUUGGUGAUGGAUGCAGGAGAAGCGGUGGAGUUUGACCACCCACACCGGCUUUUACAAAAUCAGGAAGGUCGUUUUAGUCGCAUGCUUCGCGAAACGGGGAAAAAUUUAGAGACCCAGCUGAAAGAAGUUGCAAAAAAUGACUACGAGAACAAAUUCGGACCAAUAAGUACCAGUGAUGAACAAAAUGAUAAUAAGGAAGAAUAGAAGAUUUAUUUUUUUAAAACUUAAUAAAUAAUUGAGACGCUUUAAACUACUUAAAGAAUGUUACUUAACAUUGAGAUUCUAACAGUGUAUUUAUUUUGAGUUUUUUGUUGAUUUUUAUCAAAUAUAUUACAUAUAUUUUAUAUCAA
This is a messenger RNA of Tribolium castaneum (red flour beetle), 4296 nucleotides long. Its product is annotated as ATP-binding cassette sub-family C member 4. Lineage: Eukaryota; Metazoa; Arthropoda; Insecta; Coleoptera; Tenebrionidae. Bases 146 to 4150 code for a protein of 1334 amino acids. The record is from RefSeq and is a predicted model, not a curated record. The transcript has 11 exons. Gene Ontology annotation, cellular component: membrane. Gene Ontology annotation, molecular function: ABC-type transporter activity; ATP binding; ATP hydrolysis activity. Gene Ontology annotation, biological process: transmembrane transport.